Molecule: messenger RNA, 3708 nt
Organism: Anopheles bellator
Lineage: Eukaryota; Metazoa; Arthropoda; Insecta; Diptera; Culicidae
Product: tribbles homolog 2-like
Exons: 5
Coding region: 322-1899 (525 amino acids)
Biological process (GO): protein phosphorylation; positive regulation of proteasomal ubiquitin-dependent protein catabolic process; regulation of MAP kinase activity
Cellular component (GO): nucleus
Molecular function (GO): ATP binding; protein kinase activity; mitogen-activated protein kinase kinase binding
Source: RefSeq, a predicted model, not a curated record
UGAGAAGACAGAAUGUUUUAUUCGUCAAGUUCGUUACGUCCGCGCGUGAUUCAUAAAGCGUAGUUGUUCUAGCAGAGAGGACCAGAGCAGAAGCGAAUUGCGCCUCAGCAGUGACCACUGAACGUGAGCCGCGGAGUUUCAGUUUGUCGAAACGAACGAGAAGCUUUUCGCCGGAUUCGUUAGCACGGGAGUCCGUUCAUUAUCACGCCCGUGACGAGUUUGAGUUCCGGUUUUUCAAGUGCACCUCGUGGGUCGAUCGGAACGUGAAGAAAGAAAAAGAAGAAACCACGCAGCCCGUGGAUUCAGAACGGUUGUGGUAAUAUGAACACCAUCAACUGCGUGACGGGCGCGUUAUCCGGACCCGGGGCUCCAGCAGUGCAUGCCGGUGAUUUAAUGGUGUCGCGCCUACACAAACCGGACGAACCGGUGCCGGAUGAUGGUCAGACGACUCGUCCCACCAGUGCGACGGGCGACGAACCCCAACCGGGCGACGCUGUGGGAGUAACGGCAGCAGCAGCAGCAACCAACGCAGAUGCCACUCCGACGAUGCCACCGGAUCUCCGGUCGGCCGGAUCGGCCACCGCGGCCCUGAACCGGCUGCUUACCGCUUCAGCCCAGAUGGGGUCCGGGGGACCGGCGGCAGCAGUGGCGGCGGCCUUCGGGGCCAGUACGAACCCGGCGGCCCACAAAAAGUGUCCUUACCACCGGCAUUGCUCGCGCGCGCACCAGCAUCCACAAUUCGCUGGCUUCGGCGUGCACCACCAGCGCCACCAUCAUCAUCCGUACGCGGCCCAGACCGCUCGGUACCGUUCCGUGGCGGCGGCUUCACCGUCAUCAUCCCCAACGAUCCAUCCCCAGCAGCGCGACGCGAUAUCGUCGAACGUGAUGCCUCCGCCGGCGAACGCGACCGUCCUUGCCGAACGCUACCUGAUGCUGGAACCGGUCGAGGGCAACAAUCUGUACCGCUGCUUCGACAUCCGAACGCACGAGGAAAUGGUGUGCAAGAUUGCCAAGAAUCCGUGCUUCAAUCUGCUGACCGCACACUUCCGGCUGGACGGACAUCCGCACGUGAACGCACUGCACAAAGUCAUCCCGGCCACCAACCAGACGUAUCUGUUUUUCAGCACUUCCAAGGGCGAUCUACACUCGUACGUGCGUACCCGGAAGCGGCUGCGGGAGCCGGAAGCGCGCCGCUUGUGCCGUCAGAUGUGUGAGGUAGUGAAAAGCUGCCACGAGCAGGGCAUUGUCCUGCGCGAUCUCAAGCUGCGGAAGUUUGUGUUUGCGGACCAUGAAGGGAAGCAUUUGAAGCUGGAAUCGCUCGAGGACGCCGUCGUGCUGAACGAUCCGGCCGAGGACCUGCUGCAGGACAAGCGCGGCUGUCCCGCCUACGUGUCGCCGGAAAUCCUGCGCACCAACACGACGUACUCGGGCAAGGCGGCCGAUAUGUGGUCGCUGGGCGUCAUCAUCUACACGAUGCUGGUCGGAAGGUAUCCGUUCAACGACUCCGAGCACGCAUCGCUGUUUGCCAAGAUCAGCCGCGGACAUUUCACCGUUCCGGAGUGUCUGUCGUCGAAGGCACGCUGCAUGAUCCGUGCGUUGCUCCGGCGGGAUCCGGAAGAGCGCAUCACCUCGGACGAUGUGCUGCACCAUCCGUGGCUGCUGCACGACGAUAGCAAGGACCCGGCGUACGGUUCGCUGGCGGCCAAUCGAUCGACCGGUGGCGGCGGUGGCGUCGGCAACGGUGGCCACAGUUCAACCAUGCACGAGGAUCAGCGCGUUCCCGAGUGGUACCACCCGUCGGAUGAAAGUGAUCCUUCGUCGUCACGCUACGCCAGCGGCACCCACGGAAGAUCCGGCGGCAGUUCGGCUGAAUCCUACGAAGGAGGAUCCGUCGUUUGAGCGGAGGAAAACGGGAAACAAAAGAGAAAGCAGGAGACUAGAGGAGACGAUCACGAGAGAGAAAGAGAAAAAGAGAUAGAUCGAUAGAGAGAGAGAGCGAGCAAGAAGUAGUGAUAUUCAAAGUGCUUCCUAAGCAAACAAGAAGCGUCCCUGUCCGUGAAGUGGUAAACCACCGCCCGUCGUCGCAACCGUUUACGUAGACAGAGCUCUGUGCUGUGAUGGAGAAGAGAAAUUGGCGAAAGAGUUGGCGAACCACGCGGGCGCACGGAGGGAGAAGGUGUGGAUUGACCGAUCGAUUGAUCAAUUGUAGGUGGUAACGGAUUUAAGCACGUUUUAAUCUAAGUAUCGACGCAACUCGCACAAGAUUAGGGGGCCGAAUAGCGGAUGUUCCGCUUGCCAUGUCGAGCUUAGAGAGCAUCGAUAUCGUGGGAUGUGUUGUGCGCCGAGAGAGAGAGAGAGAGAGAGAGAGGGGCCAAAGGACGACACCUAGACCGUCGCCACCACCAUCCGCAACAAAGCAGAUGGUUUGAUCAGUCUCCCCACCGCAACGAUCGGACUUACUGUGUAACAGGAUCGUGGUGUAGAGGAGCAGGUUGUUGUUGCGCAAGGGUGGCACAGGUGUGUGUAAUAUUCGUACAAAUUAGGCAUCUACUACCUUCGCUCGUCCGUCUUGCCGUCUGCUGAACCUAGUGGAUGUCUAACGGGGAAGAAGCAGCACGUUUAGAGGAUAGUGUACAUUAUUUAUAUCACCGUAAGCGGACGUGGACGCGACCCGAACAAACGAGGAGGCCACACCGGUCCAACACCGGCAGCUUAUCACGUCGCUGUUUCUUUCGUUCAUUCAGCCCCCGAUCCAUAAAAACGUGGGGAAAUCGAGGGCUGAAAAUUGGAUUGCCUUAUCAGCGUGUUGUGAGCUCCAAUUCGCUUCUCGUCUAUAUCUGUGUGCAAUCUGGGUCUGAGACACUUAAUUAGGGCACCCCUCCUCUUGUUGGGCACUUUGGGCGCGAGGACUUUGCGACCAUCGUCCCUGCGCCUUUCUGCUAACGCCACGGGAAGCAGCGCUCGGAGGUGAAGUGUAAUGUGUGAUAAAAGAUGGAUAGUAAACAAGUUUUCCGCCCAAUCCACGGUUUUAUACCCAAACACCGCACGUGGCCAUCCGCUGGUGUUGUGCCUCCUGCCUCAAGCAAUUUAACAAGCGCAAGAAGGACUUUCUUACCGCGCGCUUUCCGAUGGGGCAGCCGAGGUUUCCUCGAGCAGAGAAGCUCAGCCGAGAGAGAACGGCGGGAUGUGCAUUAUGCAAAGGAUUACACAAAAGAUCGCAAAAAAUUAUUUUCUUUCACUUUCUAUAUUUUUUCUACUGUUGUAAGCGAAUGAGUGAAUAGAGCGCAGGACAAAGCCAGCAAAAGUUAGUUAGGGUAGCGAUCGAAUUAUGAAAUUUACACACUUUAUGGGACGAACCUCCGAAAGCCACCAGAAGGCCAAUGAUGGCCGAACAUGGUCAUAGGUAUAUCUUCCCAACCAUUUACUGUAAGACGGGAGAUCGAGCGGGAGAUUGGCCCUCACGUGUGCGUACACGAAACCCAUCUCCUUCGCUGGCGAUCGUACCUCGUUUAAUGUCCCCCCCGCUGCACCGCGUUUUGUUCCUGUCAUUUGAUCGGCCGAUUUUAAAAGAAGUGCGUGAGGUAGUUUCGAAUUAUGUUGUUGGAUUUUUAAGAUCGCCGACGAACUAGUAGAGACGAUCGUGUAAAGCGAACAGACCGCCCGAGAGCGCGCGAUACAUAGGAGAGAGACGAUGCUAAACUAAGUAUA